Molecule: messenger RNA, 1252 nt
Organism: Dioscorea cayenensis subsp. rotundata (Guinea yam)
Lineage: Eukaryota; Viridiplantae; Streptophyta; Magnoliopsida; Dioscoreales; Dioscoreaceae
Product: cyclin-dependent kinase inhibitor 5-like
Biological process (GO): negative regulation of cyclin-dependent protein serine/threonine kinase activity
Cellular component (GO): nucleus
Molecular function (GO): cyclin-dependent protein serine/threonine kinase inhibitor activity
Source: RefSeq, a predicted model, not a curated record
CCUCCUCCUCCUCCCUCCAUGCUAUUCCAAUCUCUCUAUUAUAUCUAUCCAUCUACUUAAGAGACUAACACCACUCUCUCUUUCCCUUUUCCUUUCUUUGUUUUUCCCUCCCAAAACCGGAAUAAGAGUAACCCUAUUCCCUCAUUCCUAAUCCCUGAUUCCCUGAUUCCUGAUUCCCUGAUUCCUAUUCUUUAUCUCGCCGGAAUAGCGGCCGGGAUAAUGGGAAAAUACAUGAAGAAAACCAAGGCCGGCGGCGAGGUAGCGCUCAUGGAGGUCGGAAACCAGUCCUCCCUUGGCGUCAGGACCAGGGCACGCACUCUCGCACUCCAGCGUCUCCAGAAGCCCUCUGAUUUGUCGUCUGAUCCACCUUCGCCGUCUUCAUACCUUCAACUUCGAAGUCGCCGCCUUGAGAAGGCUGUUGCUGACUCUUGCCCUAAGCUUAACCCUAGGGGUAGAGCUGCUGCCGCUGCAGCGGCGAAGUCGGUGUCUGUUGGCUCUGUCUCGCUGAGUUCUUGCAGGGAUGAACCUUCGCUGGAGAUUGAUGGCGGCGUUGAGGUUUCGUUUGGGGAGAAUGUUCUUGAGGUUGAAGAGAGGGAUAGGAGUGCAAGGGAAACAACACCAUGCAGUCUGAUAAGGAAUUCAGAAACAAUAGGAACUCCUGGUUCUACAACUAGAGUGUCCAACUCAGGUGUAUCUAGUCGAAGGAUACUGAGUUCAAGUCGUCGGAACUACCCAACUACUCAUGAGAUGGAAGAGUUCUUUGCCAGGGCAGAAGAAUUACAGCAAAGGGUCUUUAUGGAGAAGUAUAAUUUUGAUCCGGUAAACGAUUUACCGCUUCCCGGCCGAUAUGAAUGGGUGAAACUAGACGCCUGAAGAAUUAAGAUAAUGUCAUCAAGGAUUCACAUCAUCUCCUGCAACUUCUCCAUUAAUCUCUGCCCAGUGUUUUCAUGGAGGGUGGGUUUGCAGAUGCGAGCAAACAACGACGGUGGUGUCGUCGGCCGGCCGACCUGCCAAAUUCUCUUGUUGUAAAAAAAUCAGUAGUUUUAGAAUGAUAGUGUAGUCUAAUGUUCUGUGUAACAUACAGAGCUGAUGUGUUAUACAAAAGGACAACAUUAUUCUUCAGACCUUCUCUCUAACAGAUCUUUUUUAGUGGUCCAUGAUCUUUAAUUUUCCUUUGUUUAACACCAGACUCUUGUAUUUUAUCAAUAGUGCCCUGCUUUGUUAAAUAAAUGUGACCCCAAUUAUGUGUUCA